CCGUCCUGCCUCGCUCCGCCGCAGUGUGACUCUCCCGCUCCUCCGUGUCUCUCUCAGGCCUCUCUCCCCCGAAAACAGCCUCUUCAGACGCGUUCACUGUGACGGGGUUGUUGUGAAGUGACGGAUGGUGAACUUCCCUGUGGACCCUUUGAUGAACUGUAGCUGCCGCGUUUAUCAGAAACGACAUAAAGAGCCGAAUUUCCUCGAAGCUAUCAUGCUGAACACCGAGGAAAGUUCCUGGUUAGCGGGGUCUCGGUUACCCAGCUCAAACCCUCAGGCUCCGGGGCCUCUGUGGUGCUCCGAUGCCCCUCACCCACAACUAAAGAUCCCGGGUGGGCGAGGGACUGUAAGGGAUCACUGUCUCGGCGUGCUUCUACACAAGGAUGAGAAGUUGACAGUGACACAGGGAGCUACGGUGAGUGGGAACCCCUCUCUUCUCCACUUCCACUACCAGCUGAGUGAGCGCCGCUCGGCCUCCUGGGAUACAGCUCUAUCUGAGGACAGCCUUUUCCUGGAGAUUCCUUCCGGGCCGCUGGCCGAGGGGAGCAAGGAGGGGCUAACGGCUCUGCUCGAGUUUGCGGAAGAGAAGCUCAAAGUUAACUAUGUGUUCCUGUGGUUCCAUAAAAACAGAGAGGAUCGAUUGUCCAUCAUCAAGACCUUCCACUACAUGGGCUUUGAGAUGGUGAAGCCGGGCAACCCCAUGGUACCAGCCCGGCCCGAUCUGGCCUUCAUGGCUUACUCUCUGGACAACAGCAGCUCAGAUGAGGAGUGACCGCCACAUUUUCUCCCGACACCUCCCUCGCCCACCCUGCUCCCCCUCCCCCCAAAAAAGAAUCAUGCCCCUCUACCCUUUGCUCGCUUGAACAAUCAACAAUCAACCACCUCAUCUCUCUUGCUCUGACACAAACCCAGGCCUCCACCUCAGAGAUCCUUCAUCGCUCACUGGGAGGUUUCACCCUUUUCUUUUACAGACUUGCGAUUUAAGGGGGUGUUGAGGAGAAGUAUGAUUUCCAUGUGACGCCCAUGCCCUCGCCUCCUCUUUGCCCCUUUCCCUGAGGAUAACUGCAGGAAUGGUGAAGGUUGAACUAAGUUGUCACAUGCACUGUGGGAUUUGGGUUUUCUUUUUUUGUGCUUGGUGGUUCCUUUGUUGGCCACAUUAUUUGUUUGUGCUGCCACUGACAAGACAAAGAACUGUUAGAAAUUCAGGAUGAGGUGGUGUUUUACAUUAAAAUUCAGCAUAUCUCUCGUCUGACAGCUUUCUACCUUUUUAUAAGAUAAGACUUUGGUUUGUCUUUGCGUGCUGUAUAUCAUGCAAACUAUAUUAGUCGGAGUAAAGAGAGGGAAUUAAGGGUUUGAUAAUAAAAUGUUGUUUAGCAUUAUAAUAUAGAUGGGUGAACGCCUGAUCUGUUACAAUUAACAUUGAAGCACAUGUAAACUUUUCUUUACACUUAAAUAUGUCAAGACGUCAUUCCAGCACCUGUCGCGCACGUGUUUUAUUUUUUUAUUUUUUCAUCUGUCCAAAACCAUCUCGCCACAAAUGUGGAAGUAACACUGCAAAUCUCUCCAUGUGUGUUGAAGCUAAGAUGCAGUUUGUGUGUGUGUGUGUUGAAUGUCACAACAUGUGAUAAAGCCUGCUCUUCUGCAAUUGUUCCUGUGUGAGUUAUUUACACACUGGAGAGCCUUGCUGUUGUUACACUUUCACACACAGAAACGCUUUCAGGUUAAAUUUUCUCACACACAUUAAGCUGAAUAAUUGUUGAUGUGAGACGGUCACGUUAAAGCUCCACUUGCUGUUAUUUUUCAGUUUAAAUGUGCACAUAAUGUUUAAAUCUAGUGAAGCUGUAGCCCCGGGUUGGUCUUCUGUCUACGCUCGAGUCACAGAGCUGAAAUUCAAUCUUUCAAAAAACAAUUUUCCAUAGAUCUUAACACCAAUGUUCUGUUAUUAAACAGAUGAAGACAAUAGCCUUAACACAUAUUUAAGACUAUUGUCCACGUAUUAACAAGAUGACUCUGGAAAUGACUCAUGCUAUUAAUUAUGCUGUGUUUUCAUGAUGUCAAACAGAUUUUGAUCUCUGUGAACUGACUGUAAUGACUAACUGGUUGUUUCAGUUUUAUUCAGCCCUGUAGAGUGGCUCAGUAGUAACUACCGAUGGAAAGCUUGAUUCGAAACGGGGCUUUUUGUGCCUGAAAAAGAGGAGAGUGCAAUGUUGAGGUUUUUUACUCUUGAGUCUUAUUGAGGAAUGUGUUUAUCUAUUUUUUAUUAACCCCAUGAUGGUUCACAUCCAGGCUGUGAGAGGAAAUAAGCUCAUCGUAGAUCACAACCAGAGCACUUCAGGUGAUUGAACGUAUAUGCAAUUAGAGUUAAAACACAAGGUGUUUUUGUUUUUUUUUAAUCUUUGUGGCUUUUAUUAGACUGAACAAAAUGCCAAAGACUCCAUUCUUUCUGCCGUAGGUUUUUAAAUCCUCUUGCUUUUAAAUUGAUUUGAAACCUAGUGUGGUAUGUAAAGCAAUAUUGACCUACAUUCCCCAUGCCAGCCAUACUUCACACAUCAGAGAAACAUGAUGGAUGUGUUCAUGUUGGAGUGAGGGCCUCACUUUACUUAACUUCUUCUGCAUGUUUACUUCAUACCAGUCUUCAUUGCUACUGAUCGAGCCCUGACAAUAAGCUGUUAGGAAAUGUCAAUAUUUGAAUUUUCUCAGAGGUCUAUUUUUAUGUAUGUAUAUUUCCCAAAUGUUUAUUGUGAUAGUUAGGGGUUUAUUUUUGUUUUCAGUGAUUAGUUAGCAGCCGCUCAAUGACAAUCCACUCUUGUGUACUCUGGAAAUUUUUGUCUUGGGGGGGAGAAAACAAUAAAAGUUGAUAUGUAUG
This is a messenger RNA of Hippoglossus stenolepis (Pacific halibut), 2866 nucleotides long. It is a transcript of the gene oaz2a, whose product is annotated as ornithine decarboxylase antizyme 2a. NCBI's taxonomy places the organism in Eukaryota, Metazoa, Chordata, Actinopteri, Pleuronectiformes, Pleuronectidae. The record is from RefSeq and is a predicted model, not a curated record. Gene Ontology annotation, biological process: positive regulation of protein catabolic process. Gene Ontology annotation, molecular function: ornithine decarboxylase inhibitor activity. Gene Ontology annotation, cellular component: nucleus; cytoplasm.